Messenger RNA from Rosa chinensis, 1744 nucleotides. RefSeq names its product mitotic checkpoint protein BUB3.3. Gene Ontology annotation, biological process: mitotic spindle assembly checkpoint signaling. Gene Ontology annotation, cellular component: kinetochore; phragmoplast; mitotic checkpoint complex. The record is from RefSeq and is a predicted model, not a curated record. Gene Ontology annotation, molecular function: ubiquitin binding. Lineage: Eukaryota; Viridiplantae; Streptophyta; Magnoliopsida; Rosales; Rosaceae. Bases 345 to 1343 code for a protein of 332 amino acids. The transcript has 10 exons.
UAAAGAAGAAAAAAAGAUAAGUGGGGGAAUUGAACCCGACGUGAAUCGAACACGCAACCUUCUGAUCUGGAGUCAGACGCGCUACCAUUGCGCCACGGAUCCACUUGUUAGCAUGAUAGCUAAUGCCAAUAUUUAUAUUAUAUAGCUUCUGAAUAUUUAAAUGUAAUCACCUGAAGUGUACGCAUUGAGCGGGAACAUUUGAGGUGGGGAGUUCCAUCUUCUCUACUCUAGGGUUUUGAACUCACCCAGAGAAAUCCCAAUUCGUCAUUACUUCGAAAUCAGCCAAUUUCCCCCCCCCCCUAAUUCCAUGCUCCGAGUUCCGUCUCGAACUCCAAAUCCCCAAAAUGAGCGGAGCCCCUUUGAAAUUCGAAACCCCAAUCCAAGAUGCAAUUUCCAGAAUCCGAUUCGCUCCAACCUCACACAACCUUCUCAUCGCUUCUUGGGACUCCAAACUGCGAUUGUACGACGUGGGAAGCUCGGUGCUCAGAUUAGAAGCUCCGGCCGAAGCUGCACUACUCGAUUGUUGCUUCCAGAACGAGUCGGUUGCGUUUAGCGCCGGCUCCGAUGGCUUCAUUAGAAGGUAUGACUUGCAUUCUGGGAUCUGUGAGAUGAUUGGAAAUCAUGAUGACAUAGCAACCUGCAUUGGAUAUUCUGAUGAAACAAGCCAAGUACUUACCGCUGGUUUGGACAAGAAGAUAUUUGCCUGGGACGCACGUAUGGAGGAGGGUAAAAAAUCUGUGUUUGUAAAAAGUCUUGACUCAGAGGUGACGUCCAUGUCACUCUCGGGUCUCGAUAUGAUGGUAACCAUGGGAGCGUUAAUAUAUGUGUGUGAUUUGCGCAACCUCCAAAAACCAUAUGAAUCAAAAGUUUCAGAUUUGAACACAACGAUUAUAUGUGGAAGUGCAAUUCCUAAUGCUAAAGGAUUUGCGGUUGGCUCAGCAGAUGGACGAGUGUCAUUGGAGAUUUGCCAUCCAUCUAAAUCAGAUAACAUCAGAUAUAUGUUCCGGUGUCAUCCGAAGUCAACUGAUAGAAGAUAUCAUCUAGCAGCGGUGAAUGAAAUUGUGUUCAAUCCUCUCAUUUACGGUGCCCUUCUUACUGGUGAUGAUGAGGGUCAUGUUAUUGCAUGGAAUGCUCAAAGCAGAAAGAGGCUAUUUCAGUUGCCUAGGUACCCAAAUAGCGUGGCAUCCUUAGCGUAUCACCACCAGGGACAACUUCUGGCCGUUGCAUCAAGCUACACAUAUCGGCAAGCUAUUGAAUCAGAAGAGCUCCCUCAGAUAUUUAUACAUGAAAUUGGCGAUGCUAACAUGAGAUCAGCUGACAUAGGAAGUUCGAGCUGCAACUAAUUGUACACAGAGCGAUGAAGGAUCAUGUGUAAAGUUUUGAUGUUGGUGGCAUCCUUGUAUAGGAAGCGCGUCCUUGUUGAACCGGAGAUAUGGUGUACCACUAAAAUUGUGUUUUGAUAUGCAGGAAGGAUAAUCAGCAGCAAAGCAGGAACUAUAGGAUUGCAUCUGUUGUAGAAUUAUGUUAGUAAUUCACUAAUGUAGCAUUGUCCAUUGUAAUACAGCUUUGAUCCAGAAAUUGGCAAUAUGAAGCAUGAGUGCUUAUUAGUGUUAGUAUGUAACCUUUGCCAAUGAUUGACAGAAAGAUUAGUAGUUGAAUCCAAGGCAAAUUUAGCCUGUAGUUCUCAAACCAUUUGAGUGCCUUCUGGAUCAAGUCUCCAGGUUUCCCAUUGAAGUUUAAGUGC